AUGGAAAUGGAACAGGAGAACAACACCAACUUUGCUGGAUUCAUCCUCCUGGGUUUCUCCUCCUCACCAGAGUUUAAGGAACUUCUCUUCCCCUUCUUCCUCUGCAUGUACCUGCUUAGCUUACUGGGAAACCUCUUGAUCAUGGUGUUGAUCUUCUUCAGUAACAACCUUUUCCAUGCCCCCAUGUAUUUUUUCCUCAGUCACCUAUCGUUGGCUGACCUCGGUUUUAGUUCCAAUGCUGUACCCAAGAUGUUGCAAAUCUUGGUAUCCCAGAAAAACACCAUAUCCUACAGUGGAUGCCUCAGUCAAAUGUAUUUCUUUGUGGUCUUUUGUACCACUGAUAACUUUCUCCUGGCCUCCAUGGCUUAUGACCGCUAUGUGGCUAUCUGCCGUCCACUUCAUUAUACUACAAUCAUGAGCUACAAGCAUUGCCUGGUCUUGGCUGCUGGGUCUUGGCUCCUCUCUUUUUCCCAAGGCCUAUUGUAUGUAUUUACAAUAGCUAACUUUUCUUUUUGUGGCUCCCGGGAGAUACCCCAUUUCUUCUGUGACCUCCAUCCUUUACUCAAGCUUUCCUGCUCAGAUACCUCUUCUGCAGAAACGCUGCUCAUGAUUGAAGGCACUGCUACCAUGCUUGGGCCCCUUAUACUUAUCCUUCUGUCCUACAUAUUGAUUAUGUUCAAGGUGCUGAAAGUCCCUUCUGCUUCUGGGAAGUACAAAGCCUUCUCCACUUGCAGCGCACACAUCACUACUGUUGCCUUGUUCUAUGGGACUCUGAUGGGCACCUACAUCCGUCCGUCCUCCACCUAUUCUGGGUCCACGUUGAGAAUGGCAUCAGUAUUCUACACAGUGGUGACCCCCAUGCUCAAUCCUUUCAUAUACAGCCUGAGGAACAGUGAGAUUCAUGGGGCCAUGAGGAAAUUACUAAGGGUUUGGAUGCAGAAGAGGGAAAUCAAAGCAGAACUGAGAUUACCACAUAAUAAGCCUGGAGCCAGUUUGGAAAACUACAAGGAUGACUGCCAGUAGAAUGAUAUAUAAUGUUCUUUAACCUUCAUAAUGUUCCUGAUCAUUUAUUAUAUCAUGUGCAUAAAGUUACAGCAGGAUGGUUAUAAUCUCUUACUAUCUUCCAAGGAUGUGUGCCAGUAUGAAAUGUGAAUGUUGAAACUUUCAUUCAGCUAUGGCCUUAAUGCAAUU
Molecule: messenger RNA, 1191 nt
Organism: Python bivittatus (Burmese python)
Lineage: Eukaryota; Metazoa; Chordata; Lepidosauria; Squamata; Pythonidae
Source: RefSeq, a predicted model, not a curated record